GAUAACAAUUUUGCGAACGCUGGCUUGUUUUUGCGCAAACAAUCAAAUCGAUGCUCGUUAUACAAGUCGUGUGGCACCGAGAAAUAUUGAUCAAGGUGCUUGCCCGACCGCUGACAGUGCGCGUCCGUAACGAUCACGGUAGUUAUGUGCGGAGGAAUUGUCGCACGAGGGUCGCACACACGAAAUUCGAAACUGGCCUUUUUACUGUUACUCUUCUCGAUCGCGCAUCUGCCGUUGCUGCGACAACACGUCGAUGCCAAGAUACUCCGUGGCAAUUUGGUGACACGCGAGAAUUGGGCAUUCGUUGCGAGAUUCUGUUUUCUAACGGAACGCGGUACUUUCCGAUAUCAUUUUCAAUUAGGAGGUGAGGAACGCGAUUUGAAUCUGUUACUCUACUAUGAUGGACCUCAUCAAUGGCCCACCGUCUAUCCUUCCAACAAGACGUGUCGAGAAAAGGAGAGUAUCCUUAAUAUCGAUUACGGUCAAAUAAUACCCUUGAACACGUCGUUACAUUUGUCGGGAUGCUUGGAAAGCGACGACGGUAUAGUUCGAUGCGACAGUCAGAGGAAAUUCAUCUCGGCACGGCCGAGAUGGUGGUUCGUAGCUUUAGCCGACUGCUCUUCCAAGACAGGCUUGAACGUCACGUACUGGAUAUCGUUGACUAACGCGCCGAUCGGCACAUUCUGGAAGGAACACUUCUCCGCGGAUGAAUUCUACAUACUGCCGCUGCUGAUAACGACCGCUUGUAUCUACGUGAUAGUCACUACGCUUAGUUUCUACGUAGCGCUGCAACUACGCUCCAGGAGACUGCUGCAUAUAUCCUACAAACUGUUUAUAAUUUCCGUGUUGUGUCAGUUAUUGGGCUUGUUGUGCGAGAUUUACAGUUAUGUCAAUCUCGGUCUGAGAGGAGUGCCAGCCGAGAAGGCUCAUUUGUUGGGCCAGCUCUCGGAAGCGUGCUCCGAGACUCUGUACACGGUGCUUAUGUUGCUACUUGCACUCGGCUACACGAUUACCAAGAGUGUCCUCACGUCAUCCCAAGUCCGAUGGCUCAUACUGUUUACCAGUAUUACUGCCAUUUGUCAAAUGUCGCUGUACAUAUGUCAGUCUGAAAUAUUCGAUCCCGGACUGGUGCUGUAUAUUUACGAAUCGCCACCAGGCUACGGAUUAAUAGCAUUGAAAUUGAUCGCCUGGUUCGUGUUUGUCACUCGUUGUUUCAAGACCAUCAGGAAGCUGAACACAAAGCUUCAUUUCUACUUUUCGCUGAUUAUGUUGGGAUCAACAUGGUUCCUCUGUCAUCCCCUAACGAUAUUGACCAUCACUUUAUUUGUGGAUCAAUGGGUGAGAGAGAGUGUCGCUAAAGGAAGUUCCCUUUGCAUUGUCUUCUUGGGUCACAUAACGUUUUUAUAUGUAACGCGACCAUCUGUGAACAAUAAGCGUUUUCCAUUCCACAUUAGGACAUUCCAAGUUGUGCCCAUAGGUGGUCAUGGACAAGAUCACAGUUAUGAGCCUGGUUCUCAAACUGCAGUCACGGCAUUUACUAUCACACGAACACCGGCUUACCUUAAUCAAUCAUGAUGGAAAAAAAAUAGUAGAUAGGAAAGCGC
This is a messenger RNA of Formica exsecta, 1604 nucleotides long. Its product is annotated as transmembrane protein 145-like. The transcript has 4 exons. Lineage: Eukaryota; Metazoa; Arthropoda; Insecta; Hymenoptera; Formicidae. The record is from RefSeq and is a predicted model, not a curated record. Bases 145 to 1575 code for a protein of 476 amino acids. Gene Ontology annotation, biological process: G protein-coupled receptor signaling pathway; response to pheromone.